AUGGUGUACGAAGAGGGCAGCAUGGACAUCAUCGUCCUGUAUCCCAGUGACUCGAGUGAGUCUUACCAGUGCGACCAGUUGUCGCAGAGCACUGCCUCCACGAGCUCUCUCGGCCCUCAGUACACAUCGUAUUCCGACAGUUUCAACAUUAAGAGAGGCGGGGCGCUCUUUGGGUUCGAUGAGGAGCUCAGCGAGAACGAAGAGACACUGGCCGAGGAAAGAGAGCGGCUGCGCGAAGAGCGGUGCAACCGUCUUCGGUACGGUCCCAGUCGCGCCAACCGCAGCCACGACCGGCAGAGUAUUCUUUCGGCUCGCCAGAACCUACUAAACGAGUUUAUUCUUCGCGAGACCAAGAAGGCUACCAUAAGCCGUCAAGAUCACCAUAUUAUGCUGCGCCAGCUGAUUAGCGCAGCGUACUUCCGCGACCCUAAUCAUGUCGCCAACCGUCAGAAGUGGCGCCGCAUCAUGGCGAGCAUCGGCAAGGAGUACUACGGGUCGAAGGCAAUCUUCUCCCUCUCCCCCGACCCGUACGACAGCGUAGUGGCGAAGCUGUCGUCAAUGAUGCUCUGGGAUGAUGAGAUCCGUCACUGGUCGUACGACUACUGCGACGCGGAGAUGACCCGCCGCCGCAACGCGCAGGUAGAGACGUUGAAGAAGCUUCAGGCGAGUGGCGCUCUCUUUUUAUCGUAG
Molecule: messenger RNA, 690 nt
Organism: Leishmania braziliensis MHOM/BR/75/M2904
Lineage: Eukaryota; Euglenozoa; Kinetoplastea; Trypanosomatida; Trypanosomatidae
Exons: 1
Coding region: 1-690 (229 amino acids)
Source: RefSeq, a predicted model, not a curated record